Dovyalis caffra is the source of this 729-nucleotide messenger RNA. The record is from the annotation of a GenBank genome assembly. NCBI's taxonomy places the organism in Eukaryota, Viridiplantae, Streptophyta, Magnoliopsida, Malpighiales, Salicaceae.
AUGUCAGCUUAUGAUGCAUUUUUGACAACACUUGUUCGUGGGUCGCAGGCGGAUGAAGCCAUUAAGUUCCUUCGGGUGAUGAAGGGGAAGAAUUGCUUGCCAGGUUUGAAAUUUUUCUCUAAUGCACUCGAUAUGCUUGCUAAGCAAAAUGAUUUUACCCACGCCAUCCCUUUGUGGGAUAUAAUGAUGGGUAGUGGUUUGUUGCCUAAUUUGAUUAUGUAUAAUGCAAUGAUUGGCUUGCUUUGCAACAACAAUGAUGUUGACAAUGCAUUUCGGUUGCUUGAUGAGAUGGUCUUUAAUGGAGCUUUUCCGGAUUUUUUGACCUACAAUAUAAUUUUCCGAUGGUUGAUCAAGAACAAGAAGGUUGACCAGGUAGGCAAGUUCUUCUAUGAGAUGGUCAAGAAUGAAAGCCCUCCAACCCAUGUUGAUUGCUCUGUGGCCAUUGCGACAUUGAUCGACGGUGAUGACCCUGAAAUGGCUAUUGAGAUAUGGAACUACAUGGUUGAGAACCGUGUCUUGCCUCUUGAUGGAAGCGCAAAUGCGCUUCUCAUUGGGUUUUGUAAUUUGGGAAGGAUGUCACAGGUGAGGCAGUUUGCAGCAGAUAUGCUUGAUAGAAGAAUAAAUAUAAAUGAAUCAACUAUGAAGAAGUUGAAGGAUGCUUUUUAUAACACGGGAACACAUGGAAGAGACAAUUAUGAUAGUCUCACGAGGAGAUGGAAAGCUCUUUAG